This is a messenger RNA of Balaenoptera ricei (Rice's whale), 2180 nucleotides long. RefSeq names its product lysine acetyltransferase 5 (gene KAT5). Gene Ontology annotation, molecular function: histone acetyltransferase activity. NCBI's taxonomy places the organism in Eukaryota, Metazoa, Chordata, Mammalia, Artiodactyla, Balaenopteridae. The coding region runs from base 201 to 1769 and encodes 522 amino acids. The transcript has 14 exons. Gene Ontology annotation, biological process: regulation of DNA-templated transcription. The record is from RefSeq and is a predicted model, not a curated record.
CACCCAGGACCUGGCCUGAGACUUAAAACACACCAUUCCCCCAGCAGCCAAACGGGCCGGCUCCGUCAGCAAGCUGGGCGGCGAUGUCUGUCAAGGGUCCUCUCGUAAAGCCGCUUCGGGGAGGCCCAGGCCUACAACGUGUUCAUUUCCGGAAGUGACGUCUCCCAGAGGGGCCGGAAGUGGCAGUGGAGGGAGGGAAGAUGGCGGAGGUGGGGGAGAUAAUCGAGGGCUGCCGCCUGCCCGUGCUGCGGCGGAACCAAGACAACGAAGAUGAGUGGCCCCUGGCUGAGAUACUGAGCGUGAAGGACAUCAGUGGCCGGAAGCUUUUCUACGUCCAUUACAUUGACUUCAACAAACGCCUGGAUGAAUGGGUGACCCACGAGCGGCUGGACCUAAAGAAGAUCCAGUUCCCCAAGAAAGAGGCCAAGACCCCCACCAAGAACGGACUUCCUGGGUCCCGCCCCGGCUCUCCAGAGAGAGAGGUGAGGAAGACCCUGGACCUAUCUCUACAGCCGGCCUCCGCCCAGGCCAGCGGGAAGACCUUGCCAAUCCCGGUCCAGAUCACACUCCGCUUCAACCUGCCCAAGGAGCGGGAGGCCAUUCCCGGUGGCGAGCCCGACCAGCCGCUCUCCUCCAGCUCCUGCCUGCAGCCCAACCACCGCUCAACGAAACGGAAGGUGGAGGUGGUUUCACCAGCGACUCCAGUGCCCAGCGAGACAGCCCCAGCCUCAGUUUUUCCCCAGAAUGGAUCAGCCCGUAGGGCAGUGGCAGCUCAACCAGGGCGGAAGCGAAAAUCGAAUUGCUUGGGCACUGAUGAGGACUCGCAGGACAGCUCAGAUGGAAUACCGUCAGCUCCUCGCAUGACUGGGAGCCUGGUGUCUGACCGGAGCCACGACGACAUCGUCACCCGGAUGAAGAACAUCGAGUGCAUCGAGCUGGGCCGGCACCGCCUCAAGCCCUGGUACUUCUCCCCAUACCCACAGGAGCUCACCACGCUGCCUGUCCUCUACCUCUGCGAGUUCUGCCUCAAGUACGGCCGAAGCCUCAAGUGUCUGCAGCGUCACUUGACCAAGUGUGACCUGCGACAUCCUCCAGGCAACGAGAUUUACCGAAAGGGCACCAUCUCCUUCUUUGAGAUCGAUGGACGUAAGAACAAGAGUUACUCCCAGAACCUGUGUCUUCUGGCUAAGUGUUUCCUCGACCACAAGACACUGUACUAUGACACAGACCCUUUCCUCUUCUACGUCAUGACGGAGUAUGACUGCAAGGGCUUCCACAUCGUGGGCUACUUCUCCAAGGAAAAGGAAUCCACAGAAGACUACAACGUGGCCUGCAUCCUGACCCUGCCUCCCUACCAGCGCCGCGGCUACGGCAAGCUGCUGAUCGAGUUCAGCUAUGAACUCUCCAAAGUGGAAGGGAAAACGGGGACCCCUGAGAAGCCCCUCUCGGAUCUUGGCCUCCUAUCCUACCGAAGCUACUGGUCCCAGACCAUUCUGGAGAUCUUGAUGGGGCUGAAGUCAGAGAGCGGGGAGAGGCCGCAGAUCACCAUCAAUGAGAUCAGUGAAAUUACCAGCAUCAAGAAGGAGGAUGUCAUCUCCACUCUACAGUACCUCAACCUCAUCAACUACUACAAGGGCCAGUAUAUCCUCACACUGUCGGAGGACAUCGUGGAUGGGCACGAACGGGCUAUGCUCAAGCGGCUUCUUCGGAUCGACUCCAAGUGUCUGCACUUCACUCCCAAGGACUGGAGCAAGAGGGGAAAAUGGUGACCAGGCACUGCCCGUGGCAGUGCCAGCAAAGCCAGCAGAACUGGGGCUGAUAGCCCAUCCCUCCCCCACUGGGGUCUCCAAGAGGCGCGCCAAGGGAGACAGGGCUGAGGACAACUCCACAAGGAGAGGACAGGCCUGGUAAAGGCCUGCUGGUGCCUAGCACCAAGGCGAGCUCAGGGCUCAGGUCAACUCCAAGGUCAGCUGGCUGCAGGUCCAGGCCUGCUGUGAACCAGGGACCAGAGGGAGCCAGGCAGCUGUGUACAGUGAGAUGGGGGGGUGCGGGUGGCUUGUAUAGAGGACUGGUGGCUGUACAAAUUUCUUUUGUAAAGUAGGAGCUGCGGGUGGGGUGGGGUGGGAACUGGCUGCAGAAUUCUGGCCUCUCUUGCCCCACUGCCCCCGGCAAUAAAUUGU